GCGAAGGUGUUCGAGUAGACGUCAAGCAGUCAGUCGCAGUCCGUAAAACGUUCGUCGGAGUCAAGACGUUUCGAUUUGCGUUGUGCAAAGUGGCGACCGUGCCUCCUUCUGUUGCGCCCCUCCUUGCGUACGUCUCGUGCUAGUUCUGGCCAUUAUUGGUAUAGCUGAAUAUCGCAGUCGUUGUCGUCGUCGUCGUCUUCGGCGGUAGAUCUAGAUCGUGGUGGGGUUUCAGGGUCCAUUCUGCGUGUUUGGUGUGGAUUUUGGAAGAUUUCCAGUGUCGUGUGGUGUGCCAAUAGUGGUCUAGUUGGAUUAGGUGUGUGAAAAAUCAGGAAAAAGUUAAGUAAAAGUGACGACCAGCUUGUGCAAUAGUGCAGUUCAGGAAGAGAAGAAAUCGACGACGGCGUAUGUCUCUAUUGGUCCGUCUGUGUGAUUGAAAAUGAUGGCGAAUGUUGAUGGUGUUGUGUUCAAAAGUGCACUUAUUCUGCUGAUUUUGCUGGCCGAUUGCCGUGUGAACUAUGCGGAAGAUUCAGCGACCGCCGUCCGCGUGAGGCGGCAAUUGGAUCCGCCGAAAAAAUCCGCAGCAGAGUCACCCCCGGUGGACACAUCACAAACGGUGGCCAACCAAAAGCCCCCACUCAACGAAAAUAAAACCAGCGCUGCGAAGCAGAAACUGCUCAACGAGAACUUAACCGGUAAGAAACUGGCGGCCAGCCUAAAUGGAACCAUUUACACUGACCACCUGCUCGGGUACAAUGGUACCGGUCAGCGCAAGGACUACAAUAUAGUGUCCAUGAAACCGGGUGCGGAACCGACUACGGUUCCCACCCUGGCCACCUCAGGCAGCACUAACGUUUCGAUUGAAUCAGUUGCCACCAGCAGCGAUGGCAAAAGUAAACUGAUAGCGAAACUUUUUUCUGCAGCAGACAGUGGCAAUGGCACGGCAUCCACAACUACGACGACGGUGGAUCCCCUGAGUGCGGCCAUCAAUAUCGACACGGUGGAGCAACCGGAGUCGGAACUGAACGCCACGCUGCAGAACUACAACAUCACCAAAACGCAGGAGGACUACCACACGUACUACAACAGCGUGUGGACGACCGACAAGAAUGCCAGCGACGCGUACUGGAAGCGGCUGGACAACAUGAACGUGAGCAGCUUGCUGUCGAAUUCGCAUCGGAGAGCUACGACGGUCCUGCUAUCGUUUGAUUUCCCAUACUAUGGUUACCCCAUCCGGAACAUCACCAUCGCCACCGGAGGGUUCCUCUACACAGGUGACUACGUGCAUUCGUGGCUCGCUUCCACCCAGUACAUCGCGCCACUGAUGGCCAAUUUUGACACCAGUCUGUCCAACAACUCGUACGUAAAAUUCCGCGAUGACGGUGAAACCUUCACGGUGGUGUGGGAGAAUGUCUCGCUGCAGGAUCGCCCAGAAAACGGGUCUUUCACAUUCAGUGCCACGUUGAACAAAUCGGGUGACAUUGUGUUCGCUUACCAGACGAUUCCCAUCGACAUUGAACAGAUUUACGACGACAAGCAUCCGGUCAAAGUGGGACUCUCAGAUGCGUACAUAAUCGAUAAGACCAUUUUCCGCACCAAGCAGAAAACAAUCUACGAGUAUCACAGAGUGAACUUUGGUCGAUCGAAGGUCCAGAACAACACCUUGAUUACUCUGUAUGCUCAGCCCACCUGCUACAGCUUCAAGGACUGUCAGUCCUGUAUGAACCACGAGGGCGCCGAGUUCAAGUGCAUCUGGUGUCCCACGCUGAACCGAUGCUCGACGGGAGUCGAUCGCAAGCGACAAGACUGGAUCCAGAAGGGUUGCGACAAGACGCAGAUCAUGGAGAUCUCCGUUUGUCCGGCGCUCGGCCAGAAGGGCAACAACUACGGGGAACCGAUCGAGAUCAGUACCGAGGGUAACGACACCAACGGUACCUAUCGGCACGAGGCCGAAAUCCAGCCUUCCAAGGGCGCCAACGCCGGUAAGAACAAGUCGGAUGCGCAUCCCUCGAGCGGAGAGGAUGGCGUGAAAAAGAUUGCCGCCCACGAAGCCGUGGAGCCGCAAAGCUCGAGCAGUAGUCUGCUGGUGACGAUGAUGGUCAUCUGCGGCAUUCUGCUCAGCUGCGGAUGUUGGGUUCUGUACGCGUACCGGAAUCCGCACACCAAGAGCGGCCAACUGUUAAUCAGAUACCGCCCGAACAAGUGGUCCUGGCGGCGAGGAGAGGCCCGCUACACGGCCGCCACCAUACACAUGUGAGAACGGCAUCACGAUCAUCAUCGCAACCAUCGCCAGCACCGGCAACCGCAGCAACCGUUGUACCAUCCGCAGCAUCCGGAGUACCACCGGCCACUGGGCAUGCUGAAUCUGGUCGGUAACGAGGAGGAACGACUGCUCAGCUACCUGUACCAGCUGGACGAACCUGCGGGAGAUGCGACGGGCGCUGGCAAUGGGCUGGAGAUUGCCGAUUACACUUUCACGACAGAGCUUGGUGACUGAAUGGGCAGGUGUGAGAGUGCACACCUGAUUGUUUGAGUGAGUAUGUGCGAUAGCUAGCGAAAGAAGGAGAAUGAGAGAACAAAAGGAGAGCUAGAGAGGAGAAAACGCGUACGUAUGGUGAGACAUUUCUUUGUUACGUUUCUAUUUUAUGAAAAAUUGACACUGAAAAACUACUUAACCCCUUCUAAAGAUGAUAGGAGCAAGUCCAGGGGCCCAGACCCCGCCUUAUAUUCCUGAUUUAAAAAUUGCAAUUAUUAUUAGUGUUUUGUUUUCUAUAAUCUAUCCUUCAAUCAGUUGUAGUGAUAUUUACACCUAUAUUUUAGCGAAACAGAUAAUCUGUCCAGUUGUAGUGUUAAGUUAGUACCGAUUGUGAAAGUAAGAAGUUUGCCCUUCUUCCCCACUUUUGUGCAAUUUUCUCGGAAACAUUUCAGCAUCACCAACUCCGACAACCAUUGUCACAAGCCGGAGCAGCUUGCAAUACGAUGUGAUACGUCUAUUUUUUUUCUCUUUUAAAGACAAUUGUAAAUGUAAGUUUUGAAAUUGGCAGCCUAAAUUUUACACCAAAAUUGGAUCACUUCUAGAAAUUGCAAACGCUUGAACGGCGGAAAUAUUUCCCACACUGAAAAAAACAUUUACCGUUUUUUAAAACAUCUUCCACCGUUCACUAAUUCUAAACACUCUGUACAUUAGGUUUGAAAAGCAUAAUCAACUACAUAUUUUCCAAACAGAGAGAGGACUAAACGAACCCGAUAGGAACUAGACGAUAAGACUACAUGUGCAAAAGAAGAUGAUAAACCUUAAUGCUAGGAAGAAAACAUUAAUUAUACAUACUCUAGGAAUCAAGUAGUCAGACACACAGUUUUAGAAACAACUAAAUUGGAAACACCGCAAACACUGCAGUUUUAAUCGCUUAGCUUUAGAGGAGACACAACCCCGGAGUUCGGGUACGCCGUGUAUGGUAUAGAGUCGUUUGGCAUACAUGAACGAGAAUACUCAUGAAAUAACAAUUGGAAUACAUUACAUGUAUUUAUCAUCUGUUUCUGUUUACUCUGUUACGGGUUUAAUACUAUCAGUUGUUUUGACUGGGAUGCAUCAACUCUACAGUUUAACUUAGUGAAAACGGUAGAUAGAGACAAAUCUGUAACAGAAGUAUAAACAGUGUUGUAGAAAAUCCACAAACAAUAGUAUCUCUGUGUCUAUUUUCAUUUAUUUAUGUACUUGUACUUGUGAAAUUACUUCAUCUCAAAAGACCCUACGCCAAACUACUCUAUACCAUACGGGUUCCCGCUUCUGAAAUGCAGAUGGCACGCACUUAAUUGUAUUAAGGAAAACGAAAAGAUAAUGAAGAAAACCUCUAAACCGGAUCUGCUCAUAACUGCCUCUAUCCCACAUUUGACUGCGCUUUUACCUGAACACACUCUAGCCAAAACACGGCGCCGUUCUUUUCUCGAAGUCGUUGGUACGCAUUCAAUUUAUUCAGAAUCCGAGGAGCGACAUCUUUCCAUCGCCACCGCUUUUCACGUGUGCUUGUAUGAACUGUUGAAUGCAGUAGUAGAUCUGAUGAACGAUACUCAAUCGAAAGAUCCACCUAACCCCCCCCCCCCCUGAAAUGAAACGACCGUCCCCACAAUUUUCGAGCCAAAAUCUGUAAACGUAGAAGUGUUGUUUAAACAACUACAACUAAACAGACUACAAUGAACGAUGGUGGCUCCAGAGAGGAAGCGCCAUCGCAUACUAAAAAAAAAGACUAAUUUGCUCAUCACUUUUUGUUGAAACUUUUCGUUUCUUCAAAUCGUUUCCAAGCGUGUGAAAGCAACGACUUUCGAUAGUGCCUUAACGACGAUCUGGUGAAAUAUCCCGGAAGUUUAUAUCAUUUUUUAUUUUCAAUUUUCGAAAAUGUUUGAACUGAGCCCGUUAGAUGCACAAUACAACACAACUACCACUGACUGGUGGACCUUCAAUUCAAAGUUCUUCGAUCUGUUCAAGCUUGUUUAAAGCAUCUUUCAACUUCUGAUGAAAUUUACUCGAACACACAAUCUAUAUUUGCACCUGGAUGAUGCUAGAAAGACUAGUUUAAUAUAUGCAUUCACACCCAUACCCAGACGCAAAUGUUUAAGCAAAAGGAGGGCAGUAGGUACGAGAGAACAAUAGGAUCGAAAUAAACUGAUGAAAAGUGA
Messenger RNA from Aedes albopictus (Asian tiger mosquito), 4671 nucleotides. RefSeq names its product plexin domain-containing protein 2. Lineage: Eukaryota; Metazoa; Arthropoda; Insecta; Diptera; Culicidae. Bases 437 to 2254 code for a protein of 605 amino acids. The record is from RefSeq and is a predicted model, not a curated record. The transcript has 8 exons.